Molecule: messenger RNA, 829 nt
Organism: Scaptodrosophila lebanonensis
Lineage: Eukaryota; Metazoa; Arthropoda; Insecta; Diptera; Drosophilidae
Product: isochorismatase domain-containing protein 1
Exons: 4
Coding region: 145-756 (203 amino acids)
Cellular component (GO): cytoplasm
Source: RefSeq, a predicted model, not a curated record
UAAAUAGCUUUCCGUUUAUCGGUUACCCGUUUAAUUUUCUAUCAGCCCUGGUCGCUGCUACAGCUGAUCCAAUUGGACAACAGACAUUAUCAGUUGCGUUAGCGUCAAAGUGCACGAAAAGAGUAACUAUACAAACGUAAAACCAUGGCCCUGCGUCUGCAACAUUUAAAUCCGAAAAGGACGCUUUUCCUCUUGUGCGACAUUCAGGAGAAGUUCCGACCCGGCAUGCCUCUUUUCGACAACAUGGUGAAAAAUGCAAAUAAAUUGACAAGAGCGGGCAAAGAACUAGAAGUGCCAUUGAUUGUAACAGAACAUUAUCCUGAAAAAUUGGGUAAAAUUGUGCCAGAACUGGAUGUAAGUCACGCCAAGGCUGUGGUUGGGAAAACUCUAUUUAGCAUGAUGGUUCCCGAAGUAAAGAACACAAUGAAGCAGUUGUUUGGCGAGAAACCCGAGUAUGCCGUCCUCUACGGUCUGGAGUCACACAUUUGCAUUGAGCAAACCGCCAUUGAUCUGCUGCAGCAAAACAUAAACGUUUAUAUUGUUGCCGAUUGCUGCUCCUCGCGUUUAACGCAGGAUCGUGAUUUGGCUUUGGAUCGAUUGCGUCAAGCUGGAUGUGUGGUGACCACCAGUGAGAGUGUUAUCUUUAAUCUGAUACGCGAUAAGAACAACCCCAAAUUCGAUGUAGUACGAAAAUUGGUUGCUCAGCCUUCGGUGGACAUGCAAUUGGGUCGCUUUUCUGGCAGUGCUAAACUAUAAAACUACCAUCCCUAUUAAUGAAUCCGGAUUGCAUUUAUAUAAGAAAUACAUUUAUACGUGGUCAUGCUUAUUA